GGGGUGGAAGGAAAGGAAGAGAAGGACUUCCCUGUUUCUAUGUAUGACUAUCUAACCUUUUCAUACUUCCCAGAAAGCUUUGGAAUAGGGUGACUGUGUCGAUGCCAUGCUGAAGACUUAAAUCAGUGCUCCCUGUCACUCCUUUCCAGCAUGCACUCGAGAAAAGUGUAAAUGUGUUUGGUCUGAACCCAAAGCUUUCUCAGGAGGGGAGGCUUCAAGGUGACUGAGGAUGCCCUGUGGGAAGAUACCAGCAUCCAAAGGAAGCUGAUGUGCUAGACAGCUCUCCAGGGCAAUGUUGGAAGAGACUUAGUCUUCUGUUUUCAGCAUCUGCUCCUCUCCUUGCUAUGGUAAAGAAGGAGCCAACUCCAGUGUGUGUGAGGGAGGCUUGCUUGUGCACUCCUACUGAUCUCUUCAAUCCAGCUUAAGAAAGCAUUUCCCAUUCUGACCAAGUUGAAAAUACGAUUUUAUCGCAGGCAGGGAGCUGUGGGAUAGAUCUGUAAGGUGUGUGUUACUUUCUUUUUUUCAUGUGUUUUUUCAUUUCAGCAGAUCCAACUUUCAGCCUUCGGACUUCUGAUGGGAUUGGUUUAUCUCAUCUGAAGCAGUAAUUUUAUGAAAUACCUGAGGAAGUUAAAGCAAAUGCCGUAUUGUCCCGGUGCAGCAUGUUGGUGUUUCUUCAGUCUGGGUUCUAACCCCAAACUCUGCACAGGUCAAAGGAGGUCACCUUGGCAGUGAACAUGCCCACCUGUAGGUCAGUUUUAGUGGUGGAAACCGAGUUAUGGAUGCUACCAGGAGGAGUGGGAGAAACACUGAGUCGUGCUGAGCACAACUGGACAUGAAUGUGGUGGCCGAAACAUGGGCUGCAGAUAGUGUCAAGUGUGGUGGGAUAAAACAACCUGGACAGCUCACAUAAGUGUUGGUCAGCAUCCUUACAGCUGUGACCUGCUGUCAGAGAAGGAGUUGGCUUGGGGAUCUCUCUCAGUAUUGCUACACUUGGCAGUAGCUUGGCUGGGUGAUUGGCACAAAGUUAUCUGACUAAUUGCUGCACUUACACUUUCGUAAUCGCAUUCUUAAGCUAAAGAGGGAGUCAUGGUGCUCGUGAGGCUACUCCAUUCUGUGCUAAAAUUAGCUCUUUUUUUUAUUAUUAUUAGAGAACUGAGCUGGAGUGGCUGUAAGGAUCAGCAUUCUUCGGAUAAAGGUCCGGUUGACAUCUCAUGGGGAGUGGCUGUAAAGUGUGAUUGACCAUCAUGUGUGGGAAGCUUGAUGCUGUGACGUACAGGACAUGAGAUAAAAUUGCAACACAUUUUCUUACUGUAAAGUGGAAAAUGCUUCCUCUCAGCGUAAAAAAAUAGAGAAAGGAGAAAUGGAAUUAUUCCCUGCUGUCAGGUAUCCUACAUGAGAAUGCUUACUCCUUACUGCCGUGUGGAGCCUGAGGGCUAUAGCUCCAUUUUCUAUAUCUCUGGUGGCACAGUGCACUUCAGGCAGGUUUUACAGUCUCACUGUCCCUGUCCAAGUUGGUCUGAAAGCAGAAAAAUCCAUUUUGAACCAAGUUGGGCAAUACCACUUGCACGCAUUGUUCUAGGUAGAACAAGUUGGGCUAUAUACCGUGUAUAAUGUCUUGGAGCAGCACUGUACCUGUGGCACUUCCAAAUGUUCACUAUCCAGAAAUAACCUCUGCGGUAAUGGCAGCAGCCAGACGAGAUCUUGGGAGUCAUCUUCUGCUCUGAAACACUUCAUGAGAUACAGCCGCAUCUGCUGCAGCCUCUGACGCGCUGCCUCAGUGUGAUGAGGAAGAGUCACCACCAUCUUGCUUAAAAAUGACUCCCUGCAAGCAGCAAGGCACCAUUGCACUGUGCAUCCACCAUGUUCAUGUGGUACGGGUUGAGAUGAACAGCCAGGCCCUAUGGGAGCCCAGGAGCACCCUGCAGCUGAGCAUUCCUCCACCAGCUAAAGGACCUAUGCAGGAUUCCUCUCCCUGCUGGACUUGUGACAGCAAGAAUUGAUGUCUUUUCUUGCAGUUUGCAUGGCUGGUGGGUCUCCCACUGCCCAGGGAGCUGUGUUGCUCCUCCUGUUUUUGUUUGCUUUCUGGAUCUGCUUCCCUUGAGACAGUUUCAUUGCGAAGGAAACCAGUAGUGCCGCUGGUGGGGGCUGCCCCAUGCGGAGAGACAGUCAUCCUUCCUCAUGAGCUGCUGGUUUAGUGGAUGAUGGUGACAUGACUGAUGCAGUGGGUGGAUGUCCGGGAUGGGCAUUAUAAAUAGCACCCGUGGGAGAUGCCUCUCAGCAUUCUUCCAGGACAGAGCUCUGCCGGGGAAGGGUGAGAAGUUCUGGUUUCACACAGCCAACAUCUCCCAGAUUUGCUCCCAGGUUGGUCAUGUGUGUAGGGAGAUGCAGCCGCAUCGUGGGCCCCUGCUUGCUGGUGCUGGGCAUGGUCUCCGUGGUGGCCAGCAUCCUGCUGCUCUUCCCUGGCGGCUCCUGGCAAUACGUGGUGGAUGGGCACAUCAGCAGGCGGGCAAAGAUCGUGCCAGGCAUCUGGGGAGGCGGCGUCAUGGUGCUGCUGGCAGCUACUCACAUCACUGCUGUGGGAUGGCGAUGCGCCUGCUGCUCCGACUGUGGCACCCGUCGGAACGCCUUCCUCUCUGUUGUCCUCUCCAAGCUGGCUCUCCUGGGCUCUGCCGCCUGCUUCUUCUUCUCGGGGCUGGGUCUGACUGACGGCCCUCUCUGCCUCUACAACACCACUGAGCUCAGCAGUGGCCUUAUUUGGGACUACCCCUUCGUGGACACACCUAGCAACAGGGGCUUGGAGAAUUUCUACCUGUUCUGCCCGAGCACCUGGGGCACCUGCCUGGAGCCGGUGGGCAUCGUGGCAUGGCACGUCACCUUCUUCUCCAUGCUGCUGCUCAUCAGUGCUGCCGAGAUGGUGCUAACCUUCCUCCAGAUCAUCAACGGCUGCGCCGGGUGCCUCUGCGGCUUCUGUGAGAGGAAGGAGGCAGGGCUCUCCCGUGCGCCUGGAGUGAGGUGAGACCAUGUGUCCCGGCUGUGGCCUCUGUGGAGACCACUCCUGCUCACCCCGUGUCUUCCAUUCCACAACGCACCUGAGCCAUGUAUAUAAAUAAAAGCCUGAU
Molecule: messenger RNA, 3119 nt
Organism: Meleagris gallopavo (turkey)
Lineage: Eukaryota; Metazoa; Chordata; Aves; Galliformes; Phasianidae
Source: RefSeq, a predicted model, not a curated record